AUGCCCCAUAAUACUGCCAGGGCUGUGAUUAGGAUGCGUCUUGCCAUCCUUUUCCUUGCCAUCACCUGGCUGGCUCUUGCCGGUCUCAGUUCCGCCACUGUACGCUUUGCGGUCAUCCUGCGAGACCGCGCAAAAUCUGACCUCGUCACCUCCAGGGACUCUAUUUUGGACAUCACUUUCCAAAACCUCAUGGACAACGUCGUCGUGGGCAUGGUGAUUGUGACACUGGUCUCAGCCCUGCUUUCCAUCUUCGGAUUUCUCCUUGUAAUCUACCCGAAGGGACUACAAGAAAACAGCACCGCUCGAUUCUACUACAUUUGUAUUCAAAUCGUUGCGAGCGUGAUCGUUCUCUCCUUAGGGGGUUAUGUUGCCAGCCACGUUCACGGCUUUCAGACAGCCUUUGAAUUUUUUGACAGUGCGGGCCACUUUCCAUACUACAAAAUUAUGUAUUAUGGAGCCGUCAGCCAGGCCGCCUUCGGAUCUGGAGUCGUCACCAUGUCUGUUGUGUGUGUUUUCAUAGGUGGCUUAUGCGGUCACUAG
Molecule: messenger RNA, 540 nt
Organism: Penicillium taxi
Lineage: Eukaryota; Fungi; Ascomycota; Eurotiomycetes; Eurotiales; Aspergillaceae
Exons: 1
Coding region: 1-540 (179 amino acids)
Source: RefSeq, a predicted model, not a curated record